AUGCACGCUCCGGUGGAGGCGUGGGAGGUAAUGAUGGAGAGGAUGGUGGGAGAAGUGGGCAAUGAGAAAGGGGUGAAUGGAGAGAGAGAGAGAGGAAGACAAGGGAGCAUAGGAGAAGAGGGCGGAGGAGGAAAGGAGAAUGACAAAGGGGCGAAAAGUGGUGCGGAGGCUGCAGGGGAGGAGGUGGGCAUGAUCGACUCUCUUUUUCUUCCCCGCCUCUGCUCACCUUUCAACUGCCCCUCCCCACUAAAGGCCCCUCCGCCUCUACACUUCCCCCCACCCUCUCAGCCUCCUUCUACCAUGCCUCGUCCUCUCACACCUCCUCUCACGCCUCCUUCUAACGCCCUUCUUUCGUUUCCUCAUCCCUCUGCGGCACUCGUCCCCGACCCCUUUGCCACCCCGCUGCAAUUGUUGCAUGUUCCCUCUCUCGCUGCACUCAACCGGCAGCUGCAGCGGUGGGACUGA
This is a messenger RNA of Closterium sp. NIES-65, 465 nucleotides long. The record is from the annotation of a GenBank genome assembly. Lineage: Eukaryota; Viridiplantae; Streptophyta; Zygnematophyceae; Desmidiales; Closteriaceae.